Musa acuminata subsp. malaccensis (wild Malaysian banana) is the source of this 1079-nucleotide messenger RNA. RefSeq lists its product as uncharacterized. The record is from RefSeq and is a predicted model, not a curated record. NCBI's taxonomy places the organism in Eukaryota, Viridiplantae, Streptophyta, Magnoliopsida, Zingiberales, Musaceae. Gene Ontology annotation, molecular function: protein binding.
GCCACUUCGAGAUCAAUGAACGUUCGAAUUCUAAACCCUAGCACGGAAAUAAGCUUCAAGUUCGACGGCAAUGGCGAUGGAGAUCGAUUUGCCGAAGCCGGAAGUGCUCUUCCGAGCCGCAGAGGAUGGGGACGCUUCUCUAUUUGCCUCCCUCUCCAGGGAAGCCCUAGACAGGGCUCGAUCGCUUAGGAACGAAGACGGCCGAUCCCUCCUUCACGUCGCUGCGUCCUUCGGCCGCUCCGAGGUUGUUGAUGUGAUAUCGGCUGCUGAUCCAUCGAUUAAUGGAGUCAACAGUAAGGAUGAAGAAGGUUGGGCGCCCAUUCACUCCGCUGCUAGCAUCGGGAAUGCUGAGAUCGUCGAGAUCUUGCUUAGUAGAGGAGGUGAUGUCAAUUUGAUUAAUGAUGGUGGACGCACUGCCCUCCAUUAUGCUGCUAGUAAGGGAUGGUUAAAAGUAGCUGAAGUUCUAAUAUCCCACGGUGCAAAGAUAAAUAAGAAAGACAAGGUUGGUUGCACCCCACUGCACAGGGCGGCAAGUACAGGAAAGUCAGAGUUGUGUGAGCUGUUGAUUGAGGAAGGAGCAGAUGUUGAUGUUGUUGAUAAAGCAGGCCAAACACCAAUUAUGCAUGCAGUGAUAUGCCAGAACCAACAGGUUGCUCUUCUUUUGAUAAGGCAUGGUGCGGACCUCGAUGUGGAAGACAAGGAAGGAUAUACCGCGUUAGGCAGAGCAUCAGAUGACUUCAGACGGAUACUGAUUGAUGCUGCCAAGGCAAUGCUUGAAGGUUAGAUGACAGAGAUACAGUCUCUAGAACUGAGCUUCCUCCAGUAGAUCACAAUCAAGUUCUUCAAGAAGUAUGGCUAAUCAGAGGACUCCAGAGAUGGAUGGAUAGUGAGACCGGCAUUCAGUUUGUAUUCGGCAUGCAUGUGCUGUGUUAAGAAUCUGAAACAAGUUCAGCAUGCUGUUCUCAGCAGUAAUGAAACUUAGAACUGCAGUAGUCUAACAGUGGUUCGACUCGUCUGCUUGCCUUUUAUGUGUAUCUUGCAGAGAAGUAAUGGUAUUUCGAAGUAUAGACUUUCCGAGA